ACGCAACAGAAUGGAUGAAAAUGUGUGCAAAGGUCACUCAGGCCUCUUAACCUGAAUAUUUGCUUCCUCACUGCCGCUCCCUCCUCGGGCAGGUGCUCAGCUGCAAGCAAGACCUUUAUCAAGGGGAGGGAAGGCAGGAGAAGGAGGAGGAAAAUGAGAGCCAGUUAGAAGCCAACAGUUAUAGAAAGUGAGUGAUAGAGAGAGAGAGAGAGAGAGGGACGGCCAAAGUAGGGGAGGGAAGAAAGGAGUGAGAAGAGAAACAGACACAGUCAGGGGAUCUGCAUUGUGAGUGGCUAACCUCUUUUUUUUGUUGUUGUUCUUUCUCCGAGCAAGCAAUAGGAGUGGAAGAAGGUUUUGUUUUCCAAAAGAAGGGAGCAGGGAGGACAGAAGGAAGACAAGGCAGCAAUGAACAACAGAGCUGCUCCUCAUUCUGAGCUUUUGAUGGUAGACAGGACCUUCAUACUGUCGCCGGCGGCAUCCGUCUGUCGGCCCUGCUAGGAUGCUCACAGCCUUCAGAUCUGGCGUGUUUGAGUAGCCAUGCUUCCUGGGUAUGGACUCUCUCCUUUUCCUGAUUUCCAGCCUCACCAUCACACUUUGCAUUGCAGAGGAGACUGUCCCAGCAUGUGGCUCCCUGGCCCAGGCAAGUCGGCGGCACUGAUCUCUGACGCCCACCACGACGAGCCUCUGCCCUACCCGUGUCACCACAAGCAUGUGGCCGUGUGCCAGCAGGAGACUUUGACCUUCAUCGAUCAUCAGCCACCAGCGAGCACUCGAGUAAAUGGACAUGGCUUUCCUUAUGACCAACAAUGUGCCACCCACGUUCCAGCCCUCGACUCUUUUAAACACUCGCAGAGUGAACUCAAUGACUGGGCAAAAAGCUACCAGGGACCGGGCCAGGAGGAAGAUCCGCGAACGUCAAACUCUUGUCAUGCCAGCAUGGGCGCCAUCAAAUGUCCAAAUGGUCAUAGGACGUAUUUACUAGAACAGCCCGAUGGAGGAGCACAAAGUCACACACGAGGCACAUCAGUGUCUUGUCCCCAACACGUACCUCUUAGUCUCCCUUUGGCCUUCUCACUGUCAUCCCUCUGCACAAACAGAGACUCCUGGGACUCCCAGAUACCUUGCUCUCCAUCCUCAUCCGAGGGUCCAGAGUUUCACAACAUGGACUCCUACCAACCGCAAAGGCGAACAUCCCAAGGUUCGAUUAAAGAGAAGUCCAUCCGCCGUAAGAUGCAGGUUUAUUCUCCAGACAGCCUGAGUGACGACUCUCUCAGCAGCCCCGUCCUAGAAGCGGACUUCCUCUUCCCUGUAACCUUCGCAUCUUUCCUGGAGGAAGACUUCAGCAUACAAUCCUCACAAGACACCAACACCAGCCCUUCUUCUACAGAUGCCACAGCGGACCUGCAGAAUCUCAUUCAGGAUGAUAUUCUCCAUCUACCAACAGAAAGGCUGCCGAUUUUGGAAGACUCACAACCGGGUGUGAGACAAGAUAGUCAGUACACGUCAGUGAUGGCAACGGGGUGCGGCAGCACACCGCACAGUCGCCAAGUAGACCCCGAGCGGCGGCGCUUCUCGGCCUCAGAACUGAUUUCUAGACUCCAGCUGUCCCAAAGAAAGAAUUCCUUCACCUUGAAGUUGGGGAAGUCGCUGUCAGCCCGAGUUGCCUCCAAGGACAAACAGAUUUCUGGCGGUUUGAGCCCAGAUAAUAAAUCCAACGCAAAGCAACGCAGCUCAGGAGGCUACAGUGGGAGCGCCCCCAACAGUCCUGUAGGACCUGCACCGCCAUCGUCCAGCAGUGACAAUGGAGUGCCAACACAUUGGUGGGGCAGCAAACUUGGAAUCCGGAAGAGGUCCAUUGAGGAAGACUUGUGCACAUCGCCUGUUGUUGCUUGCUCCAAUCGCUUAUCAAGGUUCUUGCCAAAUUCCAUCUUGUAUCAAGAAUACAGCGAUGUUGCCAUUAACAGAGAGAUCCAAAGGCAACAGGGCAAGGAGCUGGGCACAGACGAGGACGGCCUCAGAGACAUCGGUUCCGAUGGGACCUCAUCUCCAUUCAGUCUAUCUCCAUCCAGCUCCUUUUGCUCCUCGCGAGGUUCUGCUUUUGCCCUGUGGCAGGACAUCCCGGACGUGCGCUCUAGUGGUCAGCUGGACAACUUCAGCAAUGAGCAGAGAAAAUUGCAGGAGGCCAAGUUUGAGCUGGUGACAUCUGAGGCCUCAUACAUCCGAAGUUUGACCAUCGCUGUGGAUCAUUUCAUGCUGUCACAGGAACUCUCCGAAUGUCUUGGCGCUCAGGACAAGCAGUGGCUCUUCUCCAAGCUGCCCGAAGUCAAAGAUGUCAGUGAGAGGUUUCUUCAUGACUUGGAGAGCAGGUUGGAGGAAGACAUUCUGCAUUUUGACGUGUGUGACAUUGUUCUGGAUCACUGCCCGGCUCUGCGCAGGGUCUAUUUACCUUAUGUAACCAACCAGGCUUACCAAGAACAGACCUAUCAGCGUCUCCUGCAGGAGAAAGCUCGCUUUCCUGCCACUUUGGCCCGUCUGGAGGAAGACAGCGUCUGCCAGAGACUUCCUCUGACCUCCUUUCUAAUCCUCCCAUUCCAAAGGAUCACUCGGCUUAAAAUGCUGGUGGAGAACAUCUUAAAGCGGACCACUCCAGGCUCCAGAGAUGAAGACACUGCAACAAAGGCUUUCAAUGAGUUAAAAAGGAUCAUUAAGGAGUGCAACUCCAGCGUGCAGUCCAUGAAGAGGAUGGAGGAACUCAUCCAUCUCAAUAAGAAAAUUCAGUUUGAGGGCAAGAUCUUCCCUCUGAUUUCUCAGUCUCGCUGGCUGGUGAAGCAUGGUGAACUUCUGGAGGUGGACAUGCAGACCAUGAGUAUUUCUGGAUCCAAACUCAAGCUGCCCACCAAGCCAGUAUACUUGCACCUGUUCAACGACUGCCUCCUGCUGUCCAGGAGAAAAGACACAUGGAAGUUCUUGGUGUUUGUUCACGCCAAGAUAGGAGAGCUAAAAGUGAAGGAUUUGAGUCAGAAGCUGCAAGGAAUCUCAGGCUUCAUCUUCCACCUACAGUUGUGUGAAGGACAGCAACUCAAACAUCAGAUUUUGCUCAAGUCAAACACUGAAAGGAGCGGAAAGCAGCGAUGGAUCGCAGCCAUGUUUCCAUCCAAUCCUCGAGAAGACAUUGAGCAAGCCAGUGAGAAUGAUGACAUAUCUCAGGUCCAGUGCAUUAGAAGCUAUCAGGCACAAGAACAUGAUGAGUUAACACUGGAGAAGGCAGACAUUCUCCAUGCCAAGACCAUCACAAGUGACGGUUGGGUGGAAGGCAUCCGGCUGUCCGACGGGGAACGGGGCUGGUUCCCUAAGCCCUACGUGGAGGAAAUCACAAGUCGCAGUGCACGUCUCCGCAACCUUCGAGAAAAUAUUCGCAUCAAGUGUGUCACACAAAAACUGGAAGGAGAGGAAUAGCCAGCUAAGCUCCUGCAACUUCUUAAGUGGUGAACGUUUCCCAUACAAAGACACAUUAUGUGGAGGCCAGUGCGAGCGUUCGCUUGUUGCCUGCUGUAAAGAUAAAUCUCCAUUGAACUUAUAAAACCAAGCUCUUAACACUUUAUAAAGGAUAAAUAGAAAAUUACUUGCAACUGACUCACUCGUGCACUGUAACAUUACAACGUGACAUGGAUAUGUCUGAAGCUUUUCCUUCUUUGUCGAACAUUUUGUCUAUUGACAUACAUAUACUGUAUAUAUAUAUAUAUAUAGAGAGAGAGAGAGAGAGAGAGAGAGAGAGAGAGAUUCACAAUGUUUAUCUUGUUACAUAUUUUAAAUCUCUGAGCCCACAGACAGCAGAGCCGAAUAAUGAAAUAAUGGUAAAAGGGGAAGUCACUUAUAUGGUGCUUUUCUACCUCCGGUACUCACAGUGCUUUACACUGAUACCUAAUUCACCUUCUGAUGACGCAGCAUCAGAAGCAACUGGGGGUUCAGUAUCUUGCUUAAGGAAACUUUGACAUGGUCACAAUGGCCAGGGAUCGAACCACCAACUUCUGGGUUGGGAAACAACUACUGUACCACUGUUCCAUGUGGCCCCCAUAUAUUAAAAGGAAAUGAACCAUCAGUGAAAAGUUUCACAACACAUAAGCAAUAUUUUCAAGCAGCUACCUGUAUCCUAAUCAAAACUGUCCAAUAAAAUACAAAUCUUCAAAUAUGUUCUUUUUUUUUGUGAUGCUCAAUAUUUUUCUAUAAGAUCAUGAAUGAAAUUCACCGGACAUUUAAAAGACAUACCAUUCCAACACUGCCUUUUUCAGUAACACUACCACAGGAAUAAGCGUUUUGCAACCACUCUACCAAUAUUCUAAUGAUUAUUUAACAUCAACUGUUUCUAUCUCUUCUUUUCUUUUUGACUGCUUGUAACUUAAAUAUGUAUUUAUGCUUCUUCAGCUAUGCUUCUCUGUAUGUUAAGAGUUGCAUUCUGAUUUAAUUUCUUAUUUGUGAUCAGAAAUUACCAUCACCCACCCAUGUCUAAUAACACAUAUUGUAUGAGCCUGGAUGUCUGCCAAUUACUGUAACCCAAAGAAAUGAAUUGGAAUUGUUCUAUAGUAUUGUGUCUUGUCUUGGUGCAGUGUUGCAUUAAAACAGGAUUUUAAAAAACUAAA
Hippocampus zosterae (dwarf seahorse) is the source of this 4637-nucleotide messenger RNA. It is a transcript of the gene arhgef19, whose product is annotated as Rho guanine nucleotide exchange factor (GEF) 19. NCBI's taxonomy places the organism in Eukaryota, Metazoa, Chordata, Actinopteri, Syngnathiformes, Syngnathidae. Gene Ontology annotation, molecular function: protein binding; guanyl-nucleotide exchange factor activity. The record is from RefSeq and is a predicted model, not a curated record. The transcript is spliced from 16 exons. Bases 538 to 3456 code for a protein of 972 amino acids. Gene Ontology annotation, biological process: regulation of actin cytoskeleton organization; activation of GTPase activity.